AUGCAUCGUGUCCCUGUGAUCAUUGGUCUCCUUCUCUUCCUCCUCUUUCAACGUCUGACCUCAGCUGACCUGGAGGAGACAGAGCUCAUGGACGUGGAGGUUGUGGUCAGCAGGACACCCUGUAGCGCCACCUGUGGGGUGGGGCUUCAAACUGAGACGCUGUGUUUCCUCAGAGGUGGAGAGAAAGUCCUGGAAGAAGCACCAGGAGGUCAAAGUGACCUUGAGGUGUCAGACAAGUGUCGGGUCCGUAAGGUAAAUUGUCUACAGAUGUGGUGGUGUGGACUCAAGACCUUCACUGUGACUGUAGGAGACAGAGUGGAGCUCAACUGUCUGCAAGAGGUCUUGGAAGACAAGGGGAGGUUCUCCUGGAGGGUGAUUUGGCGUUUUGCUAAAGGGCUCAUCACUCCUGAGGACGCUCUGUUUGCUCGUCUCAAGGCUCCUAUGAUGGACCGGGUGAUUCUAGAUCCAGUCACAGAGAGUGAUGCAGGUACUUAUCGCUGCACUGUGCUGGACUCCGCCUUCCGCAGGGUGAAGAGGAUCGAGUGGGGGAUCCGGGUUCUGCCUGUUGGGUUUAUGGAUCUGCAGUACCACAGCUCUCAGGAAGACUGGGACCAGCAUAACCAGACUGUGACCUCAACCCAGCAAAACAAGGAGAGAACUGCACUUAAAGUGCUGGAUUACUUAGAAGGUCAAUCGAGACGACAUAACAUUGUCAUCGAAGGCAUCCCUGAAUCACCUGGUGAGUCCUGGAUGGAUUCAGAGGAAAAAGUAACAGACAUUUUUAAGCAGAACCUGCAGCUACAAAGGGAGAUGGAGGUGGAGCGUGCACAUCGAACAGGUGGUGAUGAGCUUCGUCAUCGGUGGAACGACAUUUGGACUCAUCGUCCUGCUCCUGGUCAGGACGAACAGACGACUGCUGAAAUGGAAGAGAUGGUCAAGAUGAUCCUGAAUGUUCCAGCUGGAGGACUGAAGAAAUGUGAAGCUAAAGGUUCCACUAAAGUCAGCGACUCGUUUCUUGAUUUGUGUUCUCCAUCGUGUCAAAAUGUCGAAAAGUCAAUUUGA
Molecule: messenger RNA, 1062 nt
Organism: Thalassophryne amazonica
Lineage: Eukaryota; Metazoa; Chordata; Actinopteri; Batrachoidiformes; Batrachoididae
Product: transmembrane protein 81-like
Exons: 6
Coding region: 1-1062 (353 amino acids)
Source: RefSeq, a predicted model, not a curated record